CCCCGGUCAAGUAAUUUGCUUGUCAGUGGGUUCUGUCGGGGUCCUGCAGGGGAGGGCGAUUGCACUACAGGGGGUGGUGCCCCAAUAAUGUUUACUCUUCUUUGGUCCCUGUGACGUCUCACAUAACACUGAAGUAGUCCAACACACACCAUGGAUGUUGUAGUUAAAGUGACCCAACGAUAGAAGCUCUUUAAGCUAGUGAUUAGCUUUUACAACCUAUCGGUUUUCUAACUAAGUUACUUUUGCUUUCCAAACCUAUUUUAUUGAUAUCUAAAAAUUGUUUACUUUCCAAAUGAAAAUCAAAAUAUAAAACAGCUGAUUUAAAGUUCUAUCUGUGGUAUCGUUAUCGAACGCUGAAUGCUUCCCGUGGAAGGCAAACCCAUCACUAAACCAAAACUUCAAUUGAGAAAUUCACUGCAAUAACAACAAUGUCUGACCGCAAGGACAAGAUGCUGCCUACCGAUGGCAAUUGGAUUCCAGAGUCGCGUUUCUUUUCCCAAGAAGUAAUCACCGAAACGAUACAAGGAUUGUGCAAAGGCAUCGAUGGACUCAACGACGAGGGACGCCAGUCGCUGGUCAGAUUACAGAAAAACUGGAUGGGUAAAAUGGAAAACCGUCAACCCGAGUCGAAUCCUUGUCCAUCACCACCAAACAAAUCGCAAACCAAGAACAACGUUCUGCAACGAUCUAUGAUCUCUCCACCAGAAGAAGAGGAACACCACAACGUAUUCGACUUGGAUGACAACGAGGUGGUCAGGAACCGCAUUUGCAUACCACGUCUGCGUUCAAAAUGGAAACUGCGGUACUUCGAUAUCAUGAUGCCAGCGUAUGUCUUAAAGCAGGGCCUUUUGACUGAUUCCUUUACCUUGGAGAUACUGGACAAGUUCAUGGAGUCCCCCCACCAAGAAGCCACCGCUUUCCUACAAAAGUUCAUAGAUGAUGUGGUUCAGAAUCGCUCUUAGAAUGCUUUCCUUCUGACUUUCUUUUUGCUUAAGGAUUUUUGUAAAAUAUUGUACAUUAAAAAAGAAAAAGGGUAAAGUAUAUCCACUAACCAUAGAACCUUGUACUAACCCUAUACUAAGUAAAAUAAUUAUCGGCUUCAAAUAAAGGAAAGCUUUUCUGUAACAUCAAAAAAGGAACUAUCAUAAAAGACUUUAUUAACUCUUUAAUAAACAAUGUAUAAAACCAA
Messenger RNA from Drosophila eugracilis, 1189 nucleotides. Its product is annotated as moonshiner. The transcript is spliced from 2 exons. The record is from RefSeq and is a predicted model, not a curated record. Lineage: Eukaryota; Metazoa; Arthropoda; Insecta; Diptera; Drosophilidae. Bases 429 to 962 code for a protein of 177 amino acids.